This is a messenger RNA of Rhagoletis zephyria (snowberry fruit fly), 803 nucleotides long. Its product is annotated as transcription factor Adf-1-like. The record is from RefSeq and is a predicted model, not a curated record. Gene Ontology annotation, biological process: regulation of transcription by RNA polymerase II. Gene Ontology annotation, cellular component: nucleus; transcription regulator complex. Lineage: Eukaryota; Metazoa; Arthropoda; Insecta; Diptera; Tephritidae.
AUGAUGGAUGAUGAGCGCUUGAUAUCUCUUGUUGAGCCAAAUAAAGAUCUGUAUGAUAAAUUUUCGCCAGGAUACAAAUUAGCUGAUGCAAAAAGGCAAAUAUGGGCUAAAAUUGGUGAACAGCUUAAUCGGCCAGGUGAUCAUUGUGCUCAAAGGUGGCUGUCGAUUCGGGAGCGUUACAGCAGAGAACUACGCCGACUGAACGAACCAUCAAGAAGUGGGGCCAAGCGUGAGAGAGUUUGGCCGCUGAUGGAAUCGUUGCAAUUUUUAAAAAAAGUUGUAAUAUCGCGACCAUGUCGGACUUCCAAAAAUAUUUUAAACUCGCCACUGCCGUCGACUUCUCAGCGGCCGUCAUAUAAUGAGCAGCUGGUUGUGAAUGUGGCGUCACCAUCAGCUCCGUCUGAACCAGAAAAUAUACCAGUACCAUUGGAGAUCGUGUCGCCAUCAAUACUGGAGGAAUCAAAUGCCUCGAUGUUGUAUCAAUUGUCGUCACCAUCGCAAGAAUUUUCCGCUGAUUCAAACUCGACAUUGCUAUCUCUUUCAUCACAAAAUAAACGUAAAAUGCCCAGAGGAAAGGAACCAGAUCUGGAUGCAGUAUUCUUCGAAUCAGCGGAAAUGUUCAAAAAAGCGUGUAAAGCUAUUGAGGCGUCGGAAGGGGAGCAAAAUCCCACCGUGCAUGCUUUCGCAAAAAUGAUUGGGGCUACAAUUACUCAAAUGAGUGCUGCAAAGCAAUAUAUUGCUAUGGAGCGUGUAACGGCUAUUGUAAUGGCGUUACAGCGAAGGCCAGAGCCAUAAAGAAUGGA